UUUUUCAGAUACAGGCGAUGGAAGCCUUAUGGAAGCGUCAGGAUUGAAAUCGUCAAAGUUGAAAUAACUUGCAAUGCAUAAAAUCGAUACCCUUGGAAGCCCAAUUUUCAAGCGGUGCAUGACAAAUUUUCCGAGCACCGGAAUCCAAUUUGUCAUGCUGUUUGGGCAGAGACGACUGCUUUUGUCAUGCUACUUUAGCAGCUCUACUCCAAACCCUAAACAGGCUGAGAGUCGGCCUCGCUUGCCAGCCCGGCAAGACAGGCACUUCAUGCCUUGCAUUUUAUGCAUGGCGAAUCAUUUCAACUUUGUCGAUUUCAAACCUGACGCUUCCAUAAGCCUGGAAAGUCCGGCCGCCGAGUGUCCUAGCUGAGACUGAAGAGUUUCAAGCCCUUCGCCCGCCCAUUGACCCGGACAUUGUGAAUCCUCUGCACAUAUCCUGUGCAAAAGUAUCGUAAUCGUAGUAUUGCAAUACAAAUUAGCUCAGCAUGAGAAAUGGAGUUUGUCAUGCUGAUUUAGCUUGAAAAAGAAAUUUGUCUUGCAUGACUGCAAUUACUACGAGUGCGAUACUUUUGCACAGGAUAGCACAGCUUGAAAGUCCGGCUGCCGCGGGAGCAGAAGGAAAUCAAAGAAAAGUACGCUGAGGGUUUUAACUUGGCCGCGCGUAUGAACCGCAAUAUUAUCGCACUCGUAAAAAAAAUGCAUUACAAAUUUCCUCAGCAUGAUGAAAAAUAAAAACUUCUAAUGCGGAUUCACCUUAGGGAAAAAAUUUGUAAUGCAUGACUGCAAUACGAGUCUACGAUACUUUUGCACAGGAUAGCGCGACGGUUCCACGACAAGUAUGAGGUGGACAGGGUGACUGAGGAGCUCCGGGCGAGACGCCGUCCUCCCGGGAGCCAUGAUCGGGCGGACGCCCGGAACGGACCAGAACAAGCGACCAUCUACCGCCGGCACCCGUUCCAGACACCCACCCAGAUUCGGGAAACUACAUAUUUUGAGGAAAAACGUCCCCACACCAGAGUUGUAAUGCAGAUUUGCAAAGACAGGAAGACUUGUAAUGCGCAUCCCCAUGAGAGCCAUUUCCAAUCGUGGUUUGGAAUUUUUGAUGCUGUGAACAGGAUGAGCAGAUGAAUCUGUGACGCGGCUGCACUUGCUAACCUGCACUACACUGCGGAAUGCAGCUUUUCAUGCGUGACUCACAAAACUCCUAGUUUUGUGGUGCAAAAUCCCCAUCCUGACUCUGGUGUGGGGACGUUUUUACUCAGGAGACUACAGACCCCAGAUUCACGUUUCACGAACGUGAGAGAAUUAGCAACACCCCGCCUCCGCCGGAUGACGGGGAAGAUGAACACAGGAGGCUGAGCUACAAUGAGGUUAGAUACCUCAGAAAGCAGAGAAAGGAGCUUCGGACCGCCCACGAAAUCUAUUCGGCCUAUAAAGAUCGAGAUGAGUUUAUCGUAUAGAAAAAACUGUUUCACUUUAAGGACUUUGCAAGUUUUGCAUUACAAGUUCGCUACACAUUACAAAGAAGACUUGCCAUGCAAGGAUCCUAAGGGAAAACACCGCUAAAAAUAACUUGUCUUGGAUAUCAUGUAGCAAGACAAGCACUUCAGUGAUGCAUUUUCUGCAUCACAAGUUCACAGUGAAGCAGUUUUUUCUUGCGAUAGAGUUACCCCUCCUCAACGACGCGCAAUUUGACUUGGAAAAGGCGAAAAAGUAUGGAUUCGCAAAAAUGUUUGGGUCUGGAAGAUUGAUGAAACUUGUUAUGCUAAAUCCGAAUCAUGCAGAAAUCUGUGUUGUAUGGGUGCCAAAAGCUCGUCGCCACUUUCGACCAAGUUUGGACUGAGUUUCUCAUGCAGGAUAGGCAUGAUGGCAGAGACCUCACAGUAGACUCUGUCAUGCUAGGUCCCGCAUAAUUCCAGACCUCAUGGGUCAUCGUCAUGGAAAAACCUGCAUGACAAGUUUACUACACUCUUCCAGACCCAGAGGACAUAUUCGCACUUGAUAAAAAGAGCGACGAGUACCGGAAUUAUCUGCGCAAAAUGAAGGACGAGGACCCCGACCGGCCGUAUCUGGGCUGUGCCAGCUAUGGAAAGUGUCAGGAUUGAAAUCGUCAAAGUUGAAAUAGUUUGCCAUGCAUAAACUGCAAGGCAUGAAGUGCCUCGCUUGCAGGGACGGCAAGCGAGGCCGACUGUCAGCCUGUUUGGGGUCCUCUGCGAUAGAGAUGCUAAAGUAGCAUGACAAAAGGCGCCCUCUUUCCCUAAGCAGCAUGACAAACUGGAUUUAGGCGAUGCCGAAAUUUGUCAUGCACCGCUUAGAAAUUGGGCUUCCAACUGGUAUCGAUUUUAUGCAUCACAAAUUUUUCGACUUUGUCGAUUUCGAUCCUGACACAUCCAUAUCCGCACAGCAGUUGGUGGAAGUCCAUGCACCGGGUGCGGGAUGUGUGCGGCAAGCGAUUUCGAGUAUUUCUGCCUAUCAAAUGCAAAAACGUCUGGGUCUGGAAGGUUGCACCUUGUGAUGCUGUCUUUGGAAAGAAAAAAAAAUCUGUAUUGCAUGACCAGCAAGAGGAGUUCAGUUUGUGCUACGCGGAGCGGGCGUUUCUCAUGCGGAAUACGCAUCGGAAGUCCCUUUGAAAAUCUGUGAUGCUAGGUCAUGCAUUACGGGCAUCAUGGGUUAUGCGAAAUAUGCAUGAGAAGCCUGCUAGUAAUCUUCCAGACCCAGACAUUUUUGCACUUGAUACUGCCCGUGGCCGCACAAGACCGACCCGAUAGCGGGGGGCGAUGCCUACCAAGGGGUGUUACAGGUGUUGGCGGGGACGGUGGGG
Amoebophrya sp. A120 is the source of this 2821-nucleotide messenger RNA. The record is from the annotation of a GenBank genome assembly. NCBI's taxonomy places the organism in Eukaryota, Dinophyceae, Syndiniales, Amoebophryaceae.